AAGAAAAAAGCAACUGAAUAUAUAAUUACUGAUAAAUUACAUAAAAAUAUAAUUCUGAGAUCGUGCAAAAGCCACCAUUUCCUUGGUUCGAAAUUGAGAGAGAGAGGGAGAUAGAACAGAGAGAAGACUAAUGAGAAGCAAAGCCUUCAAACAACCGAUCGAUUAAGACUUUAUCCUUUUCAGGACUGGCAUGGAUUUUGCCUAUGGUGUUGAAGAUCCUGCAAUACUGCAGCUGCAGAAAUGGGGGUCCUCGCAAGUCCAAGUCAACCUGUCAGACUUUUGUGAAGGUUUUAUCUCUCCAAGACGGGAGUUAUUGGUGCUACUUUCAUAUCAUUGUGAAGCUUUGCUGCUUCCAUUGGGUAAAAAUAUUAAGGAUCCACAAAGCUUUAAGAAUUUCCACAAUCAGGAUGCUUCGGUUUCCUGCUCACCGGAGCGCAUGGUACCUGGUAAAACAGAGUUAGGGGAUGGUUUUGAGAGCACUUCUCAGUCAAUUGAGACGGAGACGUGUAACCAAAAAACGCAGUCAGCUGAUUUUACAGGAUCUAACUCUUUCCCUUCUAUUUCUGAUGUAAGCACUGUGGCUUGGGGUAUGUGUGAAGAUUUAUGUAGUCAGCAUGACAGUGUUCCUUUCAAAGAACUGCUUUUCGUGUUAGGCGGUGAGGGGGUAACUGUCCAUGCCUUUUGUCAACCUUAUAUGAUGAGUGAGUUAAUAACACCCAUGGAACAAGAUGAUGUAGGUCAAGGAUCAUGGGUGGAGUGGGGGCCGUCAACAGCCUCAGCUCAACCAUCGGGAGCUGUGUGUGACUCCACCAUGCAGUCCAAUGACUCCCUGGAUGUCAGUGACAUGAGCUGGUCUAGUGCAACUGGGGGAAGAGCGAAUAGCUGUUCUAUGGAGGGUCAAAAGGAGGUGUCAUCUGAGAGUUUUGGAGUGAAAAGAUGGUUGCGUACUUAUUUGACUAAAGUUGAAACCAUGAAGUCUGAUGGAACAGUGUAUACAAAGUUCCCAGAUAAAUCGUCAGUUCCUUCAUCUGCUUCAGUUGUCUCAUUUAGUAAUUUUCUCAGUUGUCCACAGCUAUUGGAGUUUCUAUCUGAUGGUUGUCCUAUAUCACAUGACAAACAGAAUGGUAAUAUCUCAGCUGAAGAUCAUGCAGACAGUAUAUCUACAGAUUCCACACAGAUGUCCCCUGAUGCUCUAGUUGAUCAGAUGAGCAGUUCUUACAAUUGUUUCAGAGUGUUCUCUAAUGAUGCACAAUGCUUGAUUGGGUUUGCCUUAAAUACAAAGAAAAACGUUCAAAUUAGCAGCACAAAUAUAGAUGAUGGAACAGGCUGUAAAGUUUUAGUUGCAGUGGCCAGGUUGAUUAAUUGGGGAAUGCAGUGGGUUUGCUCGGUGACAAUGGGCAAAUGCCUUGAGGGCAGGCCAGCAAUUGAGUGGCCAGAGUUUAGAUUUUCUCAUGCUUUUCUUAUUUGUCUUAAUGUUUCUGGCUUAGUCUCCAUUUACAUUGCAUUAACCGGUGAACAUAUAGCAUGUUUAGAUCUGUUAAAUGUUUGUGGAGUGUCUCCUUCCUUAGUAUCUCAAGAACAAAAGAAUUCAUCUUUGAAGAUUAGAGAAAGUUGUAUUGAAGAGAAGAAAUGUUGUCAGCUCAUCAAUCAAGCGGGAGAUUUUGUUGGUAGAAGAAGGUUCAAAAGGCUUCUUGUCAUUUCCCAUUCCUUGACAUUUUGUGUGAUCGACGAAUAUGGUGUAACAUAUGUAAUACACUUAGACGAUCAUAUCCCAAAGAAGUAUUGUUCACUUGAGAAAUUACACCCUCGGUAUCAACAAUUGAGUGAUGGAAUGUUGGCUGCUUGGGAGGUAGGUGCCGCUGAAAUUGGCUAUCAAAGGGUCUUCUCCGAUUUUUUCGGUGAGAAGGAACAAAGCAAAUCAUCCAUUAUUAGAGAGUCUUCUUUCGCUGAUAAUACACAUGGGGAAAGGAAGUAUGGCUCAUAUGGACGUAGCCUAUCUGAUGCUCUUGAUGUAAAUAAGAAUAGGAUUUUUGAUAAUAGAUUACGGUCAUGCCAUAGCAGAAAAGUUUUCCUUGCUAUAGAUGGAUCUAAAGAAGAUGGCGUUGUUUGUUUUUCUCCUUUUGGAAUCACUCGGCUAGUGAAGGGAAAAUAUUCUGAGGGAAAUGGAAAGUGUCGACUUAUUCAUUCCAGUUUAAAUGUAAACAUGGCAAUAAAUGAUGACAGCAGCUAUAACAUCCAAGGUUGGGAUGCCAUAGUGGACGAAGCUAUAGGUUGUAGUUUCCACGGUUGUUUGUAUUUGGUCACAAAGGACGGUAUUGCUGUAGUUCUGCCUCGUCUUUCUCUUCCUUCAAAUUUCUAUCCGGUCGAAGCAAUUGGUUACCAGCAGUAUUCUUGUUAUAGUGCUGGCUCAAAGUAUGGAGUGCAUAAGCUUCAUGAGUUUGAAAGCACAAAAAGGCCUUUUUCUCCAUGGAAAGUGGAGGUGUUGGAUAAAGCUCUCUUGUAUGAAGGGCCUGAAAUAGCAGAUCAAUUAUGCUUGGAAAAUGGAUGGGACUUGAGUAUUACGUGGAUUCGGAACUUGCAGCUAGCACUGGAAUACCUUAAAUUCGAGGAGAUUGAAAAGUCUUUAGAAAUGCUUGCUCAUGUCAAUUUGGCUGAAGAAGGCGUCUUGAGGAUGCUCCUUGUUGUUGUUUAUCUGAUGUCCUCCAAAGUUGGUAAUGAUAAUGAGGUCUCUGCUGCAUCAAGGCUUCUUGCUUUAGGAACUAGCUUUGCCACCAAGAUGAUACGAGAAUAUGGUUUACUGCAGCAUAAGAAAGAUGGAAUGGAGUCCUGGAAAGCUGGAGGUGUGCAAAAUUCUUUUCUUUCUUCAGAGUUGAUAGAUAGUAGACCUGACGGGACGGAAGAUCUGGAAAGGCUUCAGAAGAUGGCUCACUUUCUGGAGAUCAUAAGGAAUCUGCAGUGGCGACUCACAUACAAAUGCAAAAGGCUAGGCCAAGAAUUGGUGGAUCAUGGUGAAGCUUUAGGUGAGACAGAUUUGUCACAGGACGAGUCCAGGAUUCUCGAUCUUCCUGCUGAUAUCUUAUCUUUGGAGGCUUCAAACCAAAAACGACUGGCUCCUGCUUCUGAGAUGGAGAGAAAUAAUGGCGAAGACCUUGCUUUGAUGUCUGUGGAUGGAUUUGAUUGCAAGGACAUAUCUUCUUUGGACACUUUUAAAGAACCAUCUUUAAUAUCUGAAGAAAAAAGAGUCUUUUCUAUAGAAAAUCCAAAGGAUAUGAUUGCACGGUGGGAGAUGGAUAACCUGGAUGUCAAAACAGUUGUCAAAGACGCUAUACUUGCUGGUCGUCUUCCUUUGGCCGUUCUUAAGCUGCAUCUUCAUCGUUCAAGAGAUUUGAUGUCGGAUCAGGAAAAUCAAGAUACAUUCAAUGAAGUUCGUGAAGUUGGAAGAGCUAUUGCUUAUGACUUGUUCCUGAAGGGUGAGACUGGACUUGCUGUAGCAACACUUCAAAGGCUGGGGGAAGAUAUUGAAACCAGCCUUAAACAGUUAGUUUUCGGUACUGUCCGGAGAUCUCUACGUAUGCAAAUUGUUGAAGUCAUGAAAGGACUUGCGUAUCUUGGACCACAUGAGUGGCAAAUUUUGGAGAGGAUCUCACUUAUUGAGAGAAUUUAUCCUUGCAGCAGUUUCUGGAGUACCUUCUCUAGCCGACACAAAGAGUUCAAGGGAGAAUCAAAUGGAAAUGCAGCAGAAGAAAUAAAACUGCACUUAUUGGCUCCAUUGGGUAGAGACCUAGUUAUUGCCUGCGGUGAACUUGAUGGAGUUGUGCUGGGUUCAUGGAUGAAUGUGAACGAACAACCAGUUGCUCCCGAAGCUGACGAUGAUGGUAAUCAUUCUAGUUACUGGAGUGCUGCUGCAGUGUGGUUUGAUGUCUGGGAUCAGAGAGUUGUUGAUUGUAUAGUGCUGGAUCAACCUUUCCUUAUGGGGGUCAAUGUUUUGUGGGAGUCACAACUUGAUUACCACAUUCGCCAUAGUGACUGGUUGGAUGUAUCAAGACUUUUAGAGGUAAUCCCGUCAUAUGCGUUAACCAGUGGAAGCCUCAGUGUCAGUUUGGAUGGUAUACGCUCUUCAUCAGUUGACGAAGAUCUUCAGAAACCUCAAGAGUCUGGCAGUUGCAUAUAUUCUCUUGAAGAGGUGGAUGCUGUUUGCAUGAAUGUGCCGAGUGUCCAAAUAUUCAGGUUUUCUGCGGACAGCAUGUGCUCCAUGUGGUUGCUAAUGCUUAUGGAGCGGGAACUUGCUAAGAAAUUUAUUUUUCUGAAGGAUUACUGGGGAGCUACUGCAGAUAUUGUGUCUCUUCUUUCCCAGUCAGGUUUUAUCCGUGAUGUGCAUAAAUCUUUACCGACGGAUGAGCCGGCUGAGAGCUGGUCAGACUCUGUACUAGCUAUUAGUGAUGCCAGAGCUCAUCCAGAUUCCAUCCAAGCAUUUCAUAAGGUUAUCGUUCACCACUGUUCACAGCACAACUUGCUGAAUUUCCUGGAUCUUUACCUUGACCACCACAAAUUGGCUUUAGAUCAUGAAUCAAUUUCCUGGAUGCAGGAUGCAGCAGGAGAUAACCAAUGGGCCAAGUGGUUGCUCUUGCAAAGGGUCAAGGGGAAAGAGUAUGAAGCGUCAUUCUCUAAUGCCCGUGCUGUUGUAUCACAUAAUUUAGUUGCCGGUGACAGUUUCAGCACCAUGGAGAUAGACGAUGUAAUACAUACUGUUGAUGACAUAGCGGAAGGAGCAGGAGAAAUGGCAGCUUUGGCCACAUUGAUGUAUGCUCCAAUUCCAAUUCAAGAUUGCUUGAGCAGUGGUAGCGUGAACAGGCUCAAUAGUUCUGUACAGUGUACAUUGGAGAAUCUCAGGCCAUUCCUCCAACGCUUUCCUACUUUGGGUCGUACACUAACUGCAGCAUGUUUUGGACAAGAUCCAACUUGCAGCAGUAUAAGUCCUAAACCGAAAUUUUUUGGUUAUUCUGAUUUAUUAGACUAUUUGAAUUGGCGCGAGAGUGUGUUCUGCUCUUCAGCACAUGAUACUUCACUCUCACAGAUGCUUCCUUGCGGGUUCCCUAAGGCAGUCCGGAGAUUAAUUCAGCUUUAUGUGCAGGGCCCACUUGGUUGGCAAUCAAUUGCAGAUUUGCCAGUGGAUGAUCCCUCUCUGCUGAGGGACAUUGUUCCUUCUGACAUCAGUCCCUUGUCCUGGGAAGUUGCCAUCCAGAAACACAUUGAGGAGGAGCUGUAUGAUUCUUCAUUAAAGGAAUCUAGAGUUGGAAUUGAGCACCAUUUACAUCGUGGACGUGCAUUGGCAGCUUUUAAUCAGCUGCUGUCAAAUAGAGUUCAAAAGUUGAAGUCAGAAAGUUCUCGUAGGCAGCAUGGGACUCCAGUGCAAGGACAAACUAACAUCCAGUCAGACGUGCAGAUGCUUCUUUCACCUAUUACACAGAGUGAACAGUUGUUUCUUUCAUCUGUCGUGCCCCUUGCUAUUGUGCAUUUCGCUGAUUCAGUGUUGGUGGCGUCUUGUGCUUUUCUAUUGGAGUUGUGUGGUUUAUCUCCUGUUACACUCCAAAUUGAUGUUGCUGCUUUGAGAAGAAUAGAUUCCUUUAAUAAAUCUGGCCAUUGUUCCAAUCACCUUCAACAACUUUCUCCCAGGGGUUCUUCAUUUCGUUCAAAUACUUGUGACAAGAAUAUUACCGAAUCUCUAGCACGAGGAUUGGCAGAUGAUUAUUGCCAGAAUGAUUGGUUCAAUCAAGCUAAUCAAAAAAGUGAUCAGUUAACAACCUCUGACAGACAGCCAUCUCGAGCUCUCAUGCUUGUCCUGCAACAUUUGGAAGCAUCAAGUCUUCCGUCAUCAGCUGAUGGAGUGACGUGUGGCUCUUGGUUGUUAACUGGUAAUGGUGAUGGGGUUGAACUGAGGUCUCAGCAAAAAGCUGCAAGCGAGCACUGGAAUUUGGUGAUGACAUUUUGUCAGGCGCAUCAACUUUCUGUGAGCACUAGAUAUCUUGCUUUAUUAGCAAGAGACAAUGACUGGGUUGGUUUUCUCUCAGAAGCUCAAAUUGGAGGCUACACCUUGGAGACAGUGAUGGAAGUAGCAUUAAAGGAGUUUGGUGAUGCGCGUCUGAAAACCCACAUACUAACAGUUCUGAAGAGUAUACAAUCAAGGAAGAAAUUUAGCUCUUCUUCAAGUUCAGAUACAGGAGAAAAGAAGAAUGGGACAUCAUUUCCGAAUGAAAAUGUGUAUGCACCGGCCGAACUAUUUGGAAUUAUCGCUGAAUGUGAGAGCCAAGCAAGGCCUGGAGAAGCUCUUCUCCUGCAAGCAAAGAAUUUAUGCUGGUCACUUUUGGCUGCAAUCGCUUCCUGUUUUCCAGAUGUCUCUUCGUUGUCCUGCCUGACAGUUUGGCUAGAAAUAACUGCAGCAAGGGAAACAUCAGCCAUCAAAGUUAAUAAUGCUGCUUCCCAGAUUGCAAACAAUGUCGCGGCUGCUGUGGAAGCCACAAAUUCCCUACCUGCAUCUGCCAAAGCACCUACAGUUCAUUAUAAUCGCAAAAACCCAAAGCGUAGGCGGCUCAUGGAGCCUGAGUCAGUGCAUUCCUUAGUUUUCACAAUGCCUGAUGUACGGAAGGCAGAUGGAAAUGUGAGAAUCCAAGACAUGACUGCUGGAGAGGAAUGUGAAAAGCAAGUUGAUCAAGACGACAAAGUUUCAAAUGACUCCGAUGAAGUGGCUGGUUCUUUGUCUAGAAUGGUUGCUGUGCUUUGUGAACAACAUUUAUUCCUUCCUUUGCUCAGGGCUUUUGAAAUGUUUCUUCCUUCAUGUUCGCUCUUACCUUUCAUCCGAGCUCUUCAGGCAUUUUCUCAAAUGCGCCUCUCUGAAGCAUCAGCUCAUCUGGGAUCCUUUUCUGCUAGAAUUAAGGAAGAACCUCAUGUAUACACACAAGCUGGAAAAGAAGGGAAAAUUGGAAGUUUAUGGAUAAGUUAUACUGCUGUGAAAGCUGCUGAUGCGAUGCUUUCAAGAUGUCCUUCACCUUAUGAAAGAAGGUGCUUAUUACACCUCCUCGCUGCCACUAAUUUUAGUGAUGGAGGUUCUGCUGCAACAUGUUAUCAACGGCUCUACUGGAAAGUAAAUUUGGCAGAACCUUCUCUUCGCAAAAAUGAUGGCCUACAUCUUGGAAACGAGCCACUAGAUGAUGCUUCGCUUUUAACAACAUUAGAGGAACAUGGACACUGGGAACAGGCACGCAAUUGGGCUAAGCAUUUAGAGGCCAGUGGUGGGUCUUGGAAAUCUGCAACGCACCAUGUUACUGAAACACAGGCUGAGUCCAUGGUUACAGAGUGGAAGGAGUUUCUUUGGGAUGUUCCGGAAGAAAGGGCUGCUUUAUGGGGUCACUGCCAGACUCUCUUUCUUAGAUAUUCUUUUCCACCGUUGCAGGCGGGAUUAUUUUUCCUCAAGCAUGCAGAGGCACCAGAAAAAGAUCUCCCGGCCAGAGAAAUUCAUGAACUAUUGUUGCUUUCUCUACAGUGGUUGAGUGGAAUGUUUACUCAAUGCAGUCCAGUUUGUCCCUUGCAUCUUUUGAGAGAAAUUGAAACUAGAGCAUGGCUACUGGCUGUUGAAUCAGAGACUCAAGUAAAAAGCGAGGGAGAGUUUACCCUUUCUAGUCGUGAACCUGCAAGUGGCAAGGGGCCUAACAUAAUUGACCGAACUGCAAGCAUUAUUACUAAAAUGGAUAGCCACAUUAAUUCAGUGAGAAUCAAGUCUGGAGACAGGAAUGAAACAGGGGAAAGUAACAUGUCAGAUUCUAGCUCUUCAGGUACCAUUUUGGGCAGUGCAAAAGUUAAAAGGAGAGCCAAAGGCUUUGUACCCUCAAGAAAGUCUUUAGCUGAUCCAGUGGACAGAAGUAAUGAGCCUGAAACUGGCUCCACUAAUUUUAAUAUGAAGGAGGAUUCACAGCUACCUGAUGAAAACCUUAAAAUAGAAGCAACAUUCUCAAAGUGGGAGGAAAGAGUUGGACCUGCAGAGCUAGAACGGGCUGUCCUUUCACUUCUGGAAUUUGGACAAAUUGCGGCUUCCCGACAGCUUCAACAUAAGUUGUCUCCAGGUUGCAUACCGUCUGAAUUCACACUUGUGGAUGCUGCCCUAAAGCUUGCAGCAAUUGCCACCCCAAAUGACAAAGUAUCGAUAUUGGUGCUCGAUGGUGAACUUCGUUCUGUUAUGCAGUCAUACCAGCUUUUCCCCAAUCAACACGUGAUUGAUCCUCUCCAGGUACUGGAAAGUUUUGAAUUACUCCUAACUGAAGGUAGGGGACGCAGCCUUUGCAGGAGAAUAAUAUCAGUUGUGAAGGCAGCAAAUGUGUUGGGUCUUCCAUUUUCAGAAGCAUUUGAAAAGCAUCCUAUUGAACUCUUACAAUUGCUUUCUCUAAAAGCGCAAGACUCUUUUGAAGAAGCAAAGCUCUUAGUUCAAUCGCAUUAUAUGCCUGCAGCUAGUAUUGCUCAAAUUCUUGCUGAAUCAUUUUUGAAGGGUUUGCUAGCAGCACACCGUGGAGGUUACAUGGAAUCUCAAAAAGAGGAGGGACCUGCUCCUUUAUUGUGGAGAUUUUCUGAUUUCUUGAAGUGGGCUGAGCUUUGCCCCUCUGAACCAGAAGUUGGCCAUGCUUUACUGCGUUUAGUUGCCACUUAUCAAGGAAUACCACAUGCCUGUGAAGUUGAGCUUCUCAUUUUGUCCCACCAUUUCUACAAGUCCUCGGCAUGCCUCGAUGGAGUUGAUGUUCUUGUAGAUCUUGCAUUCAAAAAGGUGGAGGCUUAUGUAUCUGAGGGUGAUUUUCCAUGUUUAGCUCGCUUGGUAACCGGAGUGGGGAACUACCAUGCACUUAGUUUCAUUCUUGGUAUCCUUAUUGAAAAUGGUCAGCUCGAUCUUCUUCUUCAGAAGUUUUCAGCUGCUGUCGAUGACAAUGAUGGCACUGCCGAGGAAGUAAGAGGAUUCAGAAUGGCUCUUCUCACAUUACUCAAGCAAUUUAAUCCCAAUGAUCACGAUGCAUUUGCCAUGGUUUAUAAGCAUUUUGAUAUGAAACAUGAGACUGCUUUGCUUCUGGAAGCACGAGCACAGCAAUCAUGUAAGGAGUGGUCCCUCCGUUCUGACAAGGACCAGACUGAUGAGCUCCUGGCUUCCAUGCGGUACUUCGUUGAAGCUGCUGAAGUUUACUCUUCAAUUGAUGCUGGAAACAAAACACGCCAAGGUUGUGCACAGGCAUCACUUCUCUAUCUUCAGAUUCGGAUGCCAGACUUACAAUUUAUCUAUCUGUCUGAAACUAAUGCACGGAGGGCACUGGUCGAACAAUCCCGUUUCCAAGAAGCACUAAUUGUUGCUGAAGCUUAUGGCCUUAACCAGCCAGGUGAAUGGGCUCUUGUACUUUGGAAUCAAAUGCUCAGACCAGAUCUCGUUGAACAGUUUGUGGCUGAAUUUGUUGCUGUGUUCCCCCUUCAACCCUCAAUGCUUCUUGAACUUGCUAGAUUUUAUAGGGCUGAAGUGGCUGCAAGAGGGGAUCAAUCACAAUUUUCUGUGUGGUUGACAGGGGGAGGGCUCCCUGCUGAAUGGGCGAAAUAUCUUGGGAGAUCAUUCAGAUGUUUGUUGAGAAGGACUAGGGACUUGAGGUUGCGUAACCAACUGGCUACCAUAGCAACAGGGUUUACCGAUGUGGUUGAUGCGUGCAAUAAAGCAUUCGAUAAAAUCCCUGAAAGUGCCGGGCCUCUUGUCCUGAGGAAAGGUCAUGGAGGAGGUUACCUUCCACUGAUGUAAUAAGAGAGACCUCUUACAGUCGGUGGCGCCAGAGACAGUUGUAUAUUAUAUUCAGUUUCGAAUUUUUGCCCUCCAAAUUUAGCUUUAGUAGAAAGCAGCCUGAUUUCUUGAAGACACAACAGGUGAUUAGGUCUGAUGAGUUGAUGAUCUGCAAAUUUUGGCAUCAUUUUAUUUGUUCAUUUGUGCAAAUUCUUUCCAACUGAACUGAGGCCGGGUGAACUGACUGUAGUUUUGUUGUCUAAAAGAAAUAUACAUUAGAGGACAUGUAAAAUGUUGUAAAAAAUUCUUUUGUUGAUAAGCAAUUUAAGUGGUUGAAGUUCUUUA
Molecule: messenger RNA, 10132 nt
Organism: Lycium ferocissimum
Lineage: Eukaryota; Viridiplantae; Streptophyta; Magnoliopsida; Solanales; Solanaceae
Exons: 26
Coding region: 191-9808 (3205 amino acids)
Cellular component (GO): cytoplasm
Source: RefSeq, a predicted model, not a curated record